CCAAGCGAAGGAGAUCCGUCAGCUCUCCAAAACAAGAUGUAUUGGCAAAUGAUUCUGACCCUGCUUGUGCUAUUGGACGUUCUUCAGAUGGCAGUUGCCCACUGUAUGCUCCAUCAAAUUCCUCCCCGGAACUUUACAUUACCCUGUAUGCUGCUGAAUGAGACAGUUUUGAGUCCUUUCUCUGCUGGAGCUGUAGAGAGCUGGUCUGGUUUGAGCAGAGAGCAUGGAGCAUCCAAACCCAAAUCUCCCUUGCUAACAGAUGAAGAAAGUUUUCUGUGCUGCCUUAGGAAUGAUAGCAACAUUGACUGUUCUUUGUACAGAGCAAGCAUGCAAGCAAGGAAGUUUAUUCCUUCAGAAAUAAGUACCUCUGCUUCUCAGGAAAAAGAUUCAAAUUGGAACAUUGAAUGUUGGACUAAAGGCAAACUGGACCUGCUGAUUUGUACUCUGAGGUUUUUGGGGUUGUAUUUGAGAGCUGACCUGAAGGUUAAUCUUUUCUAUGCUGUGUCAGAGCUGUCUCUGGGGGAUGUAUCUACGAGCUCUCUGAAGGGGCCUGUCACAGCUGCUCAGUGUGACUGCAGUGAGUAUGGUGGGUGUGAGUGCUGUGUGCCUGCCCUGAGACUCAACUACACUUACAUCAUGUGGCUGAAGAUGGUGGUUGGUGUUACACCUCUGUGGUCACCUUUGAUGUCAGUCAAGCCCAUAGACAUAGUAAAGCCUGAACCUCCUUUGAACCUGCAUCUAGAAAUGACAGAGGAAGGUCAAAUGAAGAUCUGCUGGUCCGACCCUGUGUUGAUGCCAUUCAGACUUCAGUAUGAAGUGAAGAUCUCUGCAAAUUCAAGUGAAAAUGGUUGGCAGAUGGUUCAGGUUGCUCUGGAAGCCUCACUGGCCAUAGACAAUAUGCUGCUUGGAUCUUCAUACUUGGUUCAAGUGCGGUGCAGGAAUCACCAUGGUUCUGGGUUCUGGAGUGACUGGAGCACACCAUAUAACCUCAACUUGGGAGCUCAAGUCCUGUACUUCCCUCCUAAGCUACUGACCAGUGUUGGUUCUAAUGUUUCCUUUCAUUGCAUCUAUAAAAACAAAACCAAGCUUGUAGCAUCCAAGAAGAUUGUCUGGUGGCUGAACUUAGCAGAAGAAAUCCCACAAAAUGUGAAUAUUAAUAUCACCUGUGAAACGGAUGGGUACUUAACUAAAAUGACUUGCAGAUGGUCUGCAAACCCAAACACUGUGCUCCUGGGGAGUUCCUUGCACUUAAGAUACCACAGGAGCAGAAUUUAUUGUUCCGACUUUCCAAGUACAUCUCCCAAAUCAGAGGUGAAGGAAUGUAAUUUACAGAAGAAUCAUUCUUACGAGUGCACAUUUCAGCCUAUUUUUCUUUUAUCUGGAUAUACCAUGUGGAUAGAAUUUAAGCACUUACUAGGAACACUUGAAUCCUCACCAACUUGUGUCGUUCCAGCAGAUGUGGUGAAGCUGCUUCCUCCCUCCAGUGUUAGAGCGGAACUCACCAGGAAUGUUGGGCUGCUGAAUGUGAGCUGGACAAACCCUCUGUUUGCAAACAGUGAUCUGAGAUUUCAGAUUCGGUAUGCUGUGAACAGGGAGGAAAUGAUGUGGGAGGUUUAUGAAGUUUCAAACGCACCCACAAGAUCAGCUGUGAUAGAAGUUCAGAACCUCUGUGUUGAGUAUGUUGUUCAGGUCCGGUGCAGGGAGCUGGAUGGAUCAGGCUACUGGAGCAACUGGAGCAGAUCAGCCUAUACCCUUGUAAAAGAUAUCAAAGCUCCCUUACAAGGCCCUGAAUUUUGGAGAAUUAUUACUGAAGAUCCCAUAAAGAGGCAGAAGAAUGUCACACUCCUGUGGAAGCCACUGAUGAAGAGUCACUCCUUGUGCAGCGUGAGCCGGUACAUUAUACAGCAUCAGAUGUCAGGAAACACCACGUGGUCAGAGUAUGUUGACAAUGGCACUACCUGUUCGUUUCCAUGGACUGAACACACACACACCGUUACUGUUCUGGCCAUGAAUUCAGUUGGAGUUUCUUCAGUUAAUUUCAAUUUAACUCUAUCCCAGCAAAUGAGCACAGUGAGUGUUGUGCGGUCCCUCAGCGCUUACCCAGUGAACAGCACUUGUGUGAUUCUGAUCUGGACACUCUCACCUCAAAUGUACGUGAUAACGUCUUUCGUUAUUGAGUGGAAGAACCUUAACAAAGAAGAGGAGAUGAAAUGGCUGCGAGUUCCUCCAAAUAUCAGUAAAUAUUACAUUUAUGAUCACUUUAUCCUGAUUGAGAAGUACCGGUUCAGCCUGUACCCUGUGUUUGCGGGAGGAGUUGGCAAAUCCAGAGCAACGGAUCAGUUUACCAAAGCUGGAUAUGAAAAUGAGAACAAUUCCAACCUUUACGUGGUUCUGCCAAUAGUCAUUUCAACCUCAGUUUUGUUGCUUGGAGCACUGCUGGUUUCACACCAAAGAAUGAAGAAGCUGUUUUGGGAAGAUGUUCCAAACCCCAAGAACUGCUCCUGGGCACAAGGAGUUAAUUUUCAGAAGCCUGAAACUUUUGAGCAUCUCUUCAUCAAGCGCCCCGAAGCAAUGUCAUUUGAGCCUCUUCUGGAACCAGCAAUAGUGCUGGAAGACAUCAGCGUCACUGAAGUGUUGAAAAAAGACGACUCACAAGAUUUUUUAGUCACUGAUUCCAUGUUUACAACACCACAAGACUCUGCACAUGACUCUGCUUGCUCCAGCAGCCAUUUCCAUAGUAGCAGCUUCUCUGAGAGCUCCCACGAUGGCCAAAGCAGUGCAGAAGUGACAGGGGAGUCUGAUAUUAAGUAUGCUACUGUCCUGAGUAACUCCAGAUCAAGUGGCCUUUAUGAACACAAAGUGAGGCCAAGAAGUUGCUUUGAUAGAUGCUGCUUAGCUGAAGACUCUUCAGCUACAGGCUCUUUCUCAAGCAGCUCCUGGGUGGUGAGGAAUGGGGCAUUUCUGGUACUACCUGAUGCACCCAUCAGGCAGGCCAAGACUCUCUCCUUGUCCCUCAUCUCUUCAGAGGGAUUUUCAGAGCCUUCAGAUCAUGAUGAUGCUUUCCCAGAUGGAGACAGUCCUGAGCAGAGCUUGUGUUACAUUGGAAUAACGUCACUGGGAAAAAGGGAGAAUGACAUUUUCUUAACAGACAGCUCCAGGGUGAUGUGUCAGUUCCAUGCAAUGGAUCUGCUCCAGCAUGGGGGGGUUCUGCAGCACACACCAUCUCAUUUAAAUGCCUUUAUCCAAAGCAGCCUUCAGUACAAAGCCAUCGUGCCAUACAUGCCACAGUUCCAGAUGACUGCAGCCAAGGUGCAGGAGAGCACGGAGAAGACCUCUGAAGUCACCACACCGUGAUCUGAUGCACUUAAUGGUAUUUUAGGUGUUGAUACAUUCCUGGUUUUCCCCUCUCCUGACUUGUUACAGGAGCUCUCCUGAUUUGAAGCCAGGUAACUGGUUCUGUAUUUGAGUGCCAGGGUUUUAGUAGGAAGAAAUUCCAUUUCUUCACCUAUUUUUCAAACGGGGACCCUUGCUUUUAAGAUUUGUUUUCAAACUAGCCUUUGGUGCCAAAUUCUCUGUGUCGAUGCCUGUCAGGUGUAUGUGUGAGCACUCCAGUGAAGAACUGCACUUGGAAUUGGACUCAGUGCCAUGGACAUUCAGGUGAAAGGAUUGGAUGUGAUCCCAACGGACUGUGUUUUCCACCACAGAGUGUGCCUGUUGGCAGCACAGACCCACACGCACAUUUCUUCUCUCCUCAAACAUCGCAGCAAACUGCCCUGAAAGAGCUUGUUCUUGGUUUAGGGUUUGCUUUGGGACCUCGAGGGCGAGACAGGAAGGAGUGAGCUAACAUGGAGGUUGAAAUAUGUACAUGUGAGGUGGUUUUUUGGGGUGGGAAAACUGGAAUGAGUCAUUUCCCUGGGAAUGAUUUGUGACACCGAGUGCAGUGGGGUGAGUCGACCUGGAUGCGGUGCAGACUCCAGGUUACGAUACACUUGAGCUGGUGGGAAAUGGAUGAACUAUACACAUACCAGAUACAUUUGUUAGGCUCUUUUCCUCCCAAAUCCUGAUGUAUUUAUUGCUGAGCUGACAUCUGGGUUAAACAGAGCUUGUGAAUACACAAAUGGUCCCCAUGAAAAAGCAGUGGGAACGCUGUGUUUCAGCUGCUGGAAGGGAGGCCCUGACCAAGAACAGCAAACUCAGGGCUGCUCUUACACAGUGUCUUUCAAAGUGAAUUGAAAAUACUCAUCAGUAGCAUCAAAGAGCAUCAUGAGGUCAGAUAAAAGAAUCAAAACUCUUGUGGGUGCCUUAAUUGUGGGGUGUUAUCCAGGGAAAACCAUGUCCUUGGAAUUAAAUGUCCAUGUUGUUGUUGUUGAAUGUGAGAUUCUAGUGCAAAUGGUAGCGCUGGCAAACUAGCAUCACUUCCAACCCCCUUUGCUAAGAGCCUGCAGUAGCGAAGGCAGUGGUUUGAUCCUGUGUUUUGAUCUGUGGUGAGCUAGUCUGUCUGCAUGGACUCGGAGACGUCACUUUGCCUUCACAAGCCCUGUGCUGCUCAGCUGGAAAGCUUCAGGUGGGAGGAAAACCGCAUCUUGCAUCUGAGCUGUAUUUUCUGGGAUGAGCAGGUAAAGAAACCCCACUUGUUGGAAAGCCAAAUAUAUCUUUUUCUACUUGAUAGUAAAUAUUUUUGUAGACAUGCCAAAGAACUAUUUUGAGGAACUAAGAAAGAUCGAUAUAUUGUGUAUUCCAAAGCUAAAUUCAUGUAAAACUUCUACAGGCACUUAAACCCAAAAGGGCAAACCCCAGCAAUGAUAGUACAUGGUAGGAGAGGUGUGGAAACAUUGAGUAUUUGUGAUAAGAAAUCCUAUGGAGCAGAAGGGACCGCAGCAAGUGUGUGUCUGCAUUUUGGAGUUAAGAUGAGCUUUAGCAAAGACCCCACUGCUUUUUCUCACUGAAUGUGACACAAAUCCCAUGUACUUGUUUCAGAGCUGUUGUGUGUGGUGGGGGGAUUAAAACCUGUCUUGUGUGAGUGACCAGA
Messenger RNA from Strigops habroptila (Kakapo), 5029 nucleotides. It is a transcript of the gene LEPR, whose product is annotated as leptin receptor. Gene Ontology annotation, molecular function: protein binding; cytokine receptor activity. The record is from RefSeq and is a predicted model, not a curated record. Lineage: Eukaryota; Metazoa; Chordata; Aves; Psittaciformes; Psittacidae. Gene Ontology annotation, cellular component: membrane; external side of plasma membrane. The transcript has 19 exons. Gene Ontology annotation, biological process: cytokine-mediated signaling pathway. Bases 37 to 3354 code for a protein of 1105 amino acids.